Molecule: messenger RNA, 661 nt
Organism: Acaulospora morrowiae
Lineage: Eukaryota; Fungi; Glomeromycota; Glomeromycetes; Diversisporales; Acaulosporaceae
Source: the annotation of a GenBank genome assembly
GGACCUAUUUUAUAAAAGAAAUACCACCAAAUUUUUCAAAAAUCGAAAUUGGAUUGGAAGAGAAUUUACAGAACUUUCCUUUAACGAUGAAGAUCUAUGUCCUAAUGAUCAGAAGGCAAGCACCAUGAAAUUUUUGUCUCUCUACUCCGUCUUGAUAGUUCCACCUCUAAUCGCCCUUUUCCCUGUUGUACUAUUUCGAAUUUCAUCAGAAGAUCGUAUUAGAAUUAGGAUGUGGAGUGGGGAAUUUCAUUUUUCCGACAAUUUGAAAGAUCACAUUUCAUCGGCCAUUGUUGAUAUAGUUUCAAUCAUCUUCGUGUUAUCCGCUAUACCUCCUGAACAUCAUUCAUAUGUAGUUCGGAAUGUAUCAGAGGUAACAAGAAAAGGCUCGAUUCUGUGUUUCCGUGAUUAUGCUCAAUUCGAUGAGACUCAGCUGAAAUUCGCGGCAACCAAUGAACAACAUAAGUUGCAAGAAAAUUUUUAUGUUAGGCAAGACGGUACUAUGUCUUAUUUCUUUACUUUAGAAUACCUUAGAGAGAUAUUUGAAAAUGAUCAGUUAUUCAAAAUGAUAGAUGGAGGAUAUGUUACUAGAGAAACUAUUAAUAGGGCGAAGGAUUUGUGCAUAGACAGAAGAUUUUUACAAGCAAAGUUUGAGAGGCUGUAA